CGUCAGCACUCACGCAUGCUCUGUAAACGUCUGUUCAAAGAGGCAUCCACCAUAAGUGGCACCCGCCGGAGGUGCACACCCACUGGCCACUCGAUCGAGAGGCAGCCUUCCGCACGCAAGAUGGCCCGGAACUCAAAACAGGCGACCGUGCACCUCAGUAUGAACGAAAGUGUGUCCGACUUGGUCAACCGACUGCGAUUCCCUGAAGCCGUCGGCGAAUUGGUCCUCAGUAACUGCAUCGCCACCGAACCGGCAGAGCUGUGUGAGCAAAUCGGCCGCUGCGCUGCACUGCGUUUGCUGCGCUGCGUCUCCAGCGUGCUACGGCCUAGCCAGCUGCUCCAGUUGACGCUUGGCAAACUCCCACGUCUAGAGCGACUCGAAUUAUCGCUCGUCGCCGACGCGGCCGUCGACUCCGAGAUCGGCAACGUGCGCGAGAUGGCGUCGCAGAGCGAGGGUGUCACUCCGUCCCAUGAUCUACGUGAAAUGUACGUCGAGGUAGGUGGCGACCGUAACUUCGACCUCCUCCAGGAGCUUCUGAAGUUCUACCCAAAACUAACCGAACUGCACGUUCACUUCGUGCGGGGAUACUUGUCCGAGUCUGUGGUGCGGUGUUACCGAAUUGUGGAAGAGCUCCCUGGGCUGGAAACAUUCACCUUCACCUCCGAACUAGCGGCCAGCCUUCCUACUCCGGAUGUGCCAUGGUUUUCGGGAGUGUUAACAGUCUACGCAGCUAUGUGCGACAACUUCCGCCACGAAAGGUCCUGCGCCUCGAAAAAUAUCUUUGAACUGGACAAACUGAGGAGACGCACUGGUACCGUAUUUCUUCCGUCGCAGCUGGUAGUUCUUGCCGUUGCUGACAGUGACCUAUGGGGAGAUUGCUUCAGCUUGGCGAGCAGCCGAAAAGUCUGGACAAACGUCCGUGAACUCUGUUUCCUGCUGCUCCAGCCAAAUGCCUGCGUCGAAUUUCACCAGGAGGCACGCAGCGCGUACUGCGGAGGCCUCAAGAAGCUCUUUCGCGUCGUGCGUGAAAGCAUCGCAGAGCUUAACCUGAGUUCGUUUCACUUUCCCCUCGAUUUCGACCUCGCCUCACAGCUCGGGGUCAGGCUGCCUAAUCUGAACGCGUUCUCUGUCCCACCAUGCGCGUUUCCGAGCCACUCCGACGUGCGUCGUUUCGAGAAAAUCUGCCCCAGGCUCCAAGAUCUGGACGUGCGCCUCGAAAAGCGGCGGGGUCACUUCCGGUGCCGCUCGUGCGAGCUUCUCAGAGACCAGCCACCAUCGCGGGCGGCCGCCUCGUCGUCGUCUCGGAAUAGCGGCAUCGCUAGGCUCACCCUUUGCGGCGUGCCGUCUAACGUUCUGCGGUGGUUUGUCGAGUGUUACGGAGCUGCGGUUAAACUUCGACUGGCCGAGUGGUCCCCUGUGGAGAGCCUGCAAUGCAGCGAUUUGCUCCGGCUUCUGGGCAAGAAGAGCGCUGUCCACUGCCUCGUUCUGAAGCAUCAACAUCUGCCGAUCAGCGAUGAGCAUCUUCAGGCCAACCUGUUCCGUUUGACCAGCCUGCAGCACCUGUGCCUGCUGACGUCGAUGCAGAUCUCGGACGUCGACGCGUCGAAAUUCGCGCAUGAGAUCGCCGCCUGUGCACGUGGGCUGAAGUGCGUGCACAUGCACUACAGGCGCGACGACGCCGAGUCCGAGAAACGGGUCACGUGGUUAAGAGGACAGCACGAGCUUGAGCCAUUGCUGGACCGUCCCUGCUUUGGUUGUUGCUCGACGGCGACGUUCAUCGGGCUAUUGAAACCAGUCAACCGCAAGUGCGACGCGGACCUGUAAGCCGAGUUGACGAAUACACGUGUUAUAAUUCAUGGAUUCCUCAAUCGUCACAUCCGACAUUAAAACAUUAUGCACGUUUUCUCAAUAGUCACUUCUGGUUUUAAUCAUUAUGCUGCUCCGACUCUUUUUUAUUUGUGGACUCUUCCUUUCGGAGAUUCGUUUUUUUAGAAAGUGCGAUGACGGUGAUGCGCGAUUGUAUU
This is a messenger RNA of Rhipicephalus sanguineus (brown dog tick), 2024 nucleotides long. RefSeq lists its product as uncharacterized. Lineage: Eukaryota; Metazoa; Arthropoda; Arachnida; Ixodida; Ixodidae. The record is from RefSeq and is a predicted model, not a curated record. The transcript is spliced from 2 exons. Bases 16 to 1824 code for a protein of 602 amino acids.